CCUCUGGCAGGUUAAAGCCAUUCCCCCUCGUCCUGUCCCUCCAGGCCCUUGUCCAAAGCCCCUCUCCAGGUUUCCCGUCAGCCCCAUCUCGCCCCCUCCCUGCUUUUCUCCCCGCUGCCCACAGCCGGGGCUCAGCCUCUGGUGUCACCUCCUGUACCCCAGCAGAGACCCCCGGGGAAGGGUCAGUGGCCAAACCUGCCCCGAAGGGAGGGGAUGGGGGAUCCUCUGCUCCUGGUGGUGCUGUGCUCCUGGCCUGCGUGACCGGUGCGCUGGACAUGUCCCGGGACCGCUUCCCGCAUCCCACUGGGAACUGGGGCACGUGGCCCGUGCUGCGGCAAUGGUGGCGAUUCACGUUCACCCCUUUGCACCUCCCCGGGCGCUCCCACCCAGCCCCGGGCAGGUUAUUGCCCGACACCUCCCUGCGAACCUGCUGCGGGCGGCGCUGGCCCCGCCCGUGUCCGCCUGCGGGGCAGGUGCGGGACGGGAACGGCUCUGGAAGGAGCGCGAGUGGAGCGGGACAGGAAGGACGGAGCGGGGCCGCGCCGCGGGUCCGGCGUCUACCCUGGUCCACCAGGGAGGGGCAGGUGUGGGUCAGCCGCCCCGUGCGGUGGUUGCAGGCAGUGGCAUCCCCCCAUGGGGUGGCAUUGGCGCUGGUGUGACCCGGUGGGCUUCGCUGUCCUGGUCCUGGCAGGGGCUGAGCCCUGUCCCCACAUCCCCCCGGCACCGCGUGAGGACUCCCCGCCGCGGGUCAGACUGGUCCUUCAUGCCGGCGAAGCUGAGGAGAAGCCGAAGGGGGACGCUGGAGGCGAAGCGGUGGCAGAGCCUGGAGGAGAGGGGCAGUCCUCGGCCGCGGUGUCCCGUGCUCACCAGGUCCCAGACCUGCGACCCCUCCUUCUGCAAGCAGACAGAGCCGGGUGCCGUGGGCAGGGGCGAGCAGGGACCUCCGUCCCCACCGGGUCCUGCCCCACAGGUGCCCAAGGGAGCUGCUGGGUACCAUAAAGCCUUCGGGGAGCUGGCGGCACGUGAGACGCUGCUGUUCUGCUCCUCCUGUGCCUGGCACAGAGAUGUGCCCUACCAUGGCCGCCUGUACAUCUCCUCCAACCACCUCUGCUUCCACGCCAGCCUCCUGCGCAAGGACGUCAAGGCAGUGGUCCCCAUCGCCUCCAUCUUGUCCCUCAAGAAGACCAACAUGGCGCUUCUGGUGCCCAAUGCGCUCAGCAUCCACACAGCCACAGGGGAGAAGUUCCUCUUCAUGUUGCUGCGCCGGCGCGAGGCCACGUACCGGCUCCUGAAGUCCCUCUGCACACACCUGCAGGACAAUGACUGGAGCCCUCUGGCCUCUCUGAGCAAUGAGGAAAGCCUUAAGGAGCCCCUGACCUCGAGCCAGUCGGACCUGGAGCAGAGCACGUUGGAGCCCAACAGUCUCCGGGCGCUGCCGGAUGGGCUGAGCUCGACGCCGAGGCAAUCAGAGGAGGAAGAGGAUGAUGAAGAGGCGGCAGCGCUGGUUCUGAGCAGCAGUGAAGGGGAGCCCUUUGCCAAGCCCCACAGCCCCUGGGCAGGGGGACCCCACUCCACACUCUGGGCCUGGAACACCACCACUCAGCUGAGCCCUCUCACCACCAUCAUCAUCAUCUACCUGCUGCUCGUGGUGGCCCUGCUGCUGUCCUCGGGGUACAUCGCCCUGCGCACCCUGGAGCUGGAGCAGCAGUUGGCGGCCGCAGCGGCUUGGCCGGGCCUCAACCUGUCACAGCAGUACAGGACGAGAUGAGGCCAGCAAGGACCCACUAUCACCAGGGCCCCACUGGGGGGACAGGCUCAGGGGCUGCUCUGAGCCUCCCCCAGCACCAGGUGCCUUCUGCCCCCCAUACACAUGGGAAGCCCCCACAGGCUGUGGGGCUCCAUCCUGCUGCCCUCCAGGUGUCCCCACCCUGAGGAGCAGCAGGAGGAGCCUGGGGGGGGCUGGGGUCAGGCACCCACCAUCCCCAUCCCUCCCCACCGGGGUGGGGAACAAGGAGACAGACUAUUUAAUUAAUAAACAAUCAAUUAACAAA
Molecule: messenger RNA, 2051 nt
Organism: Strigops habroptila (Kakapo)
Lineage: Eukaryota; Metazoa; Chordata; Aves; Psittaciformes; Psittacidae
Product: GRAM domain-containing protein 2A-like
Exons: 11
Coding region: 338-1768 (476 amino acids)
Source: RefSeq, a predicted model, not a curated record